CGAACAGACUGGAUACAUCAACCAUGAACAUUACUUGAUACUCUAUAGAGGUCUUGUUAUGGCUCCCAAGAUAUUAUGCGUCGCAGAGAAACCUAGCAUGGCUAAGGCAGUGGCACAACACCUGUCCGGAGGUUCUAUGCAAGUAACAUCAAUUAGAGGCAAUCAAUAUGUCAAGAACUAUCAAUUUGACUUCAACUUUGGUGGUCGUUGGGGCCGCUGUGAAGUAAUCAUGACCUGUGUCCUAGGCCAUUUGACUAAACUGGAUUUCGAUCGCCAACUUAACGGUUGGGCUUCUUGUCCACCUGGCAUUCUUUUUGAUUCCCCUGUUUAUGAGGUUCUGGAUGCUAGCACGGAGCCGAUUGCAGAAAAUAUUCGACAAAAAGCAAGGUUUUGCAGAGCUCUGUUCAUAUGGACAGACUGUGAUCGGGAGGGAGAGCAUAUCGGUACAGAAGUUCGGUCCCAGGCAUUAAGAGGGAAUGCCAGGAUUGAAGUUAAAAGGGCUAGAUUCAGCAAUACGGAGAGAGUGCAUAUUCUACAGGCUGCCCGAGCACCUGUCGACCUCGAUGAAUACAAGGCCAACGCGGUAGCCGCGAGAAUAGAGCUUGAUCUUCGAAUUGGCGCUGCAUUUACUCGUUUACUAACUCUUAAUCUAAAAAAUUCAGCUCCAGCUUUAAACGAAAAGAUCAUUAGCUAUGGAUCCUGUCAAUUUCCCACUUUAGGGUUUGUGGUCGACCGAUAUCUUCGAGUAAAGAAAUUCAAGCCGGAAAAGUUUUGGACAAUCAAGGUAAUGCAUCUCCAAGAUGGGAUUAAGGUCAACUUCAACUGGCGACGUGUCCAUCUCUUCGACCGAGCUGCCGUUACGGUGAUGCUGGAGCGAUGCCUAGCAGCAAGAAGGGCCAAAGUUACUAGAGUGAACAAAAGGCCUACGAGCAAAUGGAGGCCGUUGCCUUUGACAACUGUUGAUCUGCAGAUGAUGGGAAGUCGAUAUCUUCGCCUGAACGGUAACGAGAUUAUGAAGGUGGCCGAGUCACUCUACACUAAAGGUUUCAUAAGUUACCCACGAACGGAAACAGACCAGUUCGAUAAAGAGAUCGAUCUUAAGAAAUUAAUUGAGAAGCAACUCCCCGACAAUUCCUGGGGCCAGUACGCUCGAGGUCUCCUCAGCGGUAACUUCAGGACUCCUCGAUCAGGCAGCCAUAAUGACCGUGCCCACCCCCCGAUCCAUCCGGUUUGUUGGGUUUCCCAGACCCAGCUGACCGCGAACGAGAAGAAAGUCUACGAAUUCGUCGUCCGGCGAUUCCUAGCCUGCUGCUCUGACGACGCCAAGGGAGAGAUGACUGAAAUCGACCUUCAAUAUGGCGAUGAGACAUUCCAUGCGCGAGGCCUAGUUGUCCUAGAGAGAAACUAUCUAGAUGUCUAUGUUUACGACAAAUGGGAAAGCAGCCAGCAACUUCCCCACUUUCAGACCGGCGAACUGAUCGAACCUACCGAAGCCAAUAUAGUUGAAGGCAAAACCUCACCUCCAAACCACCUCACUGAGCCAGAACUUAUUGGUCUGAUGGAUGCGAAUGGAAUCGGGACCGAUGCCACCAUGGCCGAACACAUUGCUAAGAUCAAAGAACGCGAAUAUAUCACUACCCGUACCAGGGGGGGCGGUCGCAACGGAGUUGAAGAGUUACUUCCGACACGUCUAGGCAUCGCCCUUAUUGAGGGAUAUGACAACGUGGUUGUCGGGCUCCGCGAUAGCCCUUCAAUGAGCAAGCCGUUCCUCCGCAAGGAGAUGGAAUUGAAUAUGCGGGAUAUUUGUGCAGGCACCAAGUCGAGACAAGAAGUAGUGCAUGAGAGUUUGGAGAAGUAUCACGAAAUAUUCAUUCAUACGAGUCACCGGCUAGACUUGUUGAAGCGUGCAUGUCGGAAAUACCUCGUCGACCGUGCCGUUGCUUAGCUCUUGCUUCUUUAUUCCCUCUGCUUGCUCUUCUCUUCAUACCGAGUGAGAAUUGUCUUGCUAUCGGAUUUACGAUGCCAAUGAUACCCUAUGAAAAGUCAUCUAUUCAUUUCUUUCUCCCGGAUAUGGCCUCGAUUUUUGAAAUUACAACUAGAAUGUGAGUACCUGUGAAAUCGACGCCGAAAAUGACCGCCAGUGAGGCCGUUUACGGCGUCAUUUCCACACGGUGUUUCAGCGACCGGUUGCUGCUUGAAUGGUUUACACAUGUGAUCCGGCCACUAUUCUGCACCUGCCAAGCCCAUUUUUCUUUGUAGUACCGCACCCCAUGCUGUUGGCUUACCCUGUGAACCUCUUCAACUCAUGAUUGAAUUGCUGCUGAAAAUGGCUUCCCUUGCUGCAAAAUACAGCUGCUCUCUGAUUCCUACAGGCUUCCCUGGGUGACUAUAUAAAAUGUCACUUUCUCUCUUCCCCUUGUCUCUUUUUUCUGGCCAUCUCUCUGUCUCUUGUCACGCCUCUUGAUGAACUCUCCUUCCCAACCUAGCCUCAACUGUUGCGAGCACUGCCUUCAAAACUCCCUUUUUCUUUAUUCAUAUUAUAUCUGUUCAUCUCAAUGACACUGUCUCCUCUUCCUCCUGCAAACCCUGACAAGCACCAGUACUGGACUGAUCCUAUCCUGUGUGAGGAGACUUGGACCAGACUUGAGCAUUUCUGAAAUCUGGGAUAGCUUCCCCCUAACUACAAGCCUAGGAAACUUGAAGGUUUUGCAGUUGUUGAAUGGUACUGGCUGUCAGGGCCCUUACCAUGUAGACCAGAACGAGCACGUGAGCUUCCUUAUUUGGAUUAGCGUGGUGCGUGGAUAGGAAUACGCCGUCCAGCUUCACGUAGAUCUCUCCCUUUUUCCUUCCUCUCCAUGCUUGAAGUUCUCGUCGAUAGCUGCCUAGAUAGUUGAAUAGCAUCCUAUUCAUCGUCUAGUUGAGUUCCGUGACACUGGCAAAGACAUUAUGCAUAUUCAAAUAAAGACUAUGUGGAAUAUCUACUGUCAGAAGACAAAGCCAUCUAUAUGAACUUUCUUGACUGGAUGUCAAGGACCUUGUGUGAGAAAAGACUUCAGACCUAUGAUGAAUAUUGGUAGUGCUUGUGCCAAUACUUUGGCUUAUUUGCCUACUAGCCUGUAAAUCAUCAUGUUCAUAAGCAGAUAUGAUGAGUAUGUUUAAGCUUCCUGUUUCAUUCUUACAUCUAGAUACUCAAUAG
Monascus purpureus is the source of this 3196-nucleotide messenger RNA. The record is from the annotation of a GenBank genome assembly. Lineage: Eukaryota; Fungi; Ascomycota; Eurotiomycetes; Eurotiales; Aspergillaceae.